Babesia ovata is the source of this 1632-nucleotide messenger RNA. RefSeq lists its product as uncharacterized. Lineage: Eukaryota; Apicomplexa; Aconoidasida; Piroplasmida; Babesiidae. The record is from RefSeq and is a predicted model, not a curated record. The transcript has a single exon. Bases 1 to 1632 code for a protein of 543 amino acids.
AUGGUGAGGAUUACAUCUAGCAAAACAGGCACCAGGGGUGCCCGCGAAGAAUCAUUGUAUCCAGGAUCACCUCGCAGCCAGAAGUGGAUCGGUAAUUUGCUACCAAUCCUGGAACGGUACAACUACAACCAUGCUGAGAUAACGCAGCUGGUUAAGGCGUGCGACUACAAUGGAGAUAAGAUCCAGCAAGAGGUUGACCGCAUAAUGGAGGUGAAUAUAGGUCACGAGCAGGGCGAAUGGACAGUUGUCAACUCUCAGCAAAAGCAAAAGGCGAAGACAACGCAGUUACCUAAAAGGACGAAGGCUCCGAUUAGAGGCACGGAGCAAAUUGUGGCUACUACUCCCCCUGGGAAGGAGCCACAGAUGACUCGCCGUGCACAGGGAGGCAAGGAUGUUGCCACGGGAACGGCCCCAAUGGAUUCGGCUGUGGAUAUCGUUGCCUCUUCGGAACCGGUUGAUACAUCUGCUUCUGUUGCGGCUCAACAGGAUCAGGCUCCCCGUUCAAGGGCUCCUCAAAGAAACCCAGCAGAGAAGAAACCGGGCCGCGAAAGUCGCAGAGGAUCUGCCUCUAAAGGACCGGGCAAAGAACACCUCAAAUCCCAGCAGGAGAUUCCAAUCCAGUGGGCUUCGCUGUUGAAGAAAUCUACUGAAGGGGGGUCAGUUGUUCCACCGUCGUCCCCACCGUCAAAUGCGGCCGCUCCAACGGCAAAUGGUGCACCCAAACUCCCCAAGAAGAGGGCGGAGGAAGAAAGGGUCCCCGAGGUUAAGGCAGCGCCUGUAAACCCGGUUGUUAAUCAUGACGUAGAAGCACUGGCACUUGCCCAGGCUGAGGAAACGCUGAAAAAGCUGGAGAUAAGCGAACGAAUUAAGCUGGAUCAGCAGCGUCAACGCAAAUUGCUACAGCCGCCGCCUAAGCCCGAGAAACCGCGCUUGUCGCCAGCACAGCCACGACUUGCGGUAGUGGAGGAUCAACUACCCCCCGUUGUAAUGCCGAAGUCUCUAUCCACGAGCAUCGACGCAACAACCAUGUUCAGUUAUUUCGACGAAGAGCCACCCAAAGCAAAUAUGUGGUCAGCCGGCACGUCAGCGGGUCACUAUCAGCAACCUUUGGCGAGUAGGCGAGACUACAGCAAACAUUCGCGGAAUUCUCAGAUGGUACGUGCAGAACACGGCAGCCGCUCUAACGUAGCGCAACCCGAUGGAGGCACACUAGUGACACACAAUGCCGGAUCGGGAGCCCAGCCCGAUCAGGUGGAUACGCUUCAUGGUGACAGUUCGGUUCAGCAGGAAGGCGUUCCGGACGCAGGUUUCCAAGGCCAUUGGCAAAUGGGCUACUACAGGAACCGUUACGGUAACCCCAAGCACCAACCGUUUUCUUACGCGUAUGACGAGGAUAAGCACAAGAACUACAGACAAGGGGCUAGCGAGCAUUAUCCGCAGAAGGACGGUCGCCAUCACGCAAAUGGAGUUUACGUGAACUACGGCUAUCAACACGACCGGCUGCAGACGCCUCCUGGUUUGGUCAGCUACUACACAUCACAGCAGCCUUAUUACGGAUUCUCUAACUCGACGAAUCAGAAUAACCCGCACCCUCCCUCGGAUUCCGUGACGUCAUCUAUGUGGAGGAACUGA